This is a messenger RNA of Gongylonema pulchrum, 327 nucleotides long. NCBI's taxonomy places the organism in Eukaryota, Metazoa, Nematoda, Chromadorea, Rhabditida, Gongylonematidae. The record is from the annotation of a GenBank genome assembly.
AUGAGCCGCUUUGUGCCCAGACGUCCAGGAAUGCCCAUAUUUGCUGCCACUAAAGAGGGACGUCGCUGGCUUGUAUGCUUAAAUCACGAAUACGAACAAGUGCGUGCGUCGCUGCAGUACCUCAAGAAAGCCCAGGGGCUACGUUACGAAGGAUUCCCAACAACGGAAGAUCGCUUUUGGUAUGCUGAUGCAGUAGUUGACGCUUUGGCUGAACACGCGAAGGGAGCGGCAAACGACGAGUACAGAUUAUGGAUGGAUAUCUUUGGGAAAAGGCAGCCGGUUGAGGUAAAUGUAGAGGUUUUAAGGAUGAGCGGCGAAAUAAUCUGA